Molecule: messenger RNA, 1300 nt
Organism: Drosophila biarmipes
Lineage: Eukaryota; Metazoa; Arthropoda; Insecta; Diptera; Drosophilidae
Exons: 5
Coding region: 953-1267 (104 amino acids)
Source: RefSeq, a predicted model, not a curated record
AAAAAAAUAUCCGCAAACCCAAAAUGAUUUUCAUUUCAAUGUUUUUAUUUAUCAAACAUCCUUUAUUAAUUUCCAAUUUUUGCAAUCUUCGGAAUGAGUUCCUUCAAUUCUAAUACACAUGCGCAAAACGCAUGCGCAAUACCACCAGUUUCUAAAAUUAACAAGAGGGAGCGCUGUAGUUGAGUUUCUCGAUUAUUAGUACCCGUUACUCCGCUUUUUAAUAGACAUUUUUAAAAGUUAAGUUAAAAUGUCAACAUAGUCGCUUUAAAAUUUAAACACGCUUACAAAAUUUGCACAAAGUAGCAUUAGGAACACGGUCUUCGGCAUUCGAGAUAAUGCCCUACAAAAUGUCCGUGUGAAUGGACUACACGUCAGAAUGGAGGGAGGAAUAUUGCCGUUGAGAGAAUCCCCCUCAUGUGCCCAUUUUCAGCAAUUUUAAGCAACAUUAACCUAAUCGGAAUAAGAUUUGUAAAAUUGGCAUUGAGAAGAAUUGGAGAUAUUGUUAAUUAUUUAAUAUAAUCAGUAAGCCGAGCACUCUGUGCUCUAUAGUUUUCGAGAUCUCAACGUUCAUACAGGGAGGCGGACACGGCCAGAUCGACUCGGCUAGUGAUCCUGUUCAAGAUAUACAUAUAUAUAUAAAGUAUAUAAACGCUUCCUACUACCCGUUACAUAGUUUUCGACGAAUACUGUAAACCCUUCCCAGUUGGACCAUAAAUCUUGUGGUAGCCAAAAUCCACAUAAAAUUAUCUGUGUACGUGAGAGAUUGUACUACUGAAUCCGUCGCUACUACGGGAUGUAUAGAAUUCCAAUCUUCGCUUGUGACAUAUUCUUCGUGUUAUUUCCCUAAAGGGAUAUUUGAAAAAUACAUUAAGUGCGCAGCUCACUUACACAAAAAUGCGCCGUAUAUUGCGUUUCUAAAAAGUAAAAUAAAAGUUAAAACAGUUUUUGUAAUAUGAAUGUAAAUAAUUCCAGAAGCCAUUUACGUUCAUCCUCAAAAUUAAUAAAGAUACAUGUGUAUAUAAGAUCAAAAAAAAAAGAUGCAAAAAAAAGUGACCAACAUUCACUUACUAAGGAUUUCCGUAAUGGUAUUUUUGCUGUAUCAAAAAAAAAGAUGCAAAAAAAAGUGACCAACAUUCACUUACUAAGGAUUUCCGUAAUGGUAUUUUUGCUGUAUCAAAAAAAAAAGAUGCAAAAAAAAGUGACCAACAUUCACUUACUAAGGAUUUCCGUAAUGGUAUUUUUGCUGUAUUCUGUCGGUGAACAUUAAUUUGUAGCCGGCUGCCAACCGGGUGGCCAUUCA